Molecule: messenger RNA, 663 nt
Organism: Eimeria mitis
Lineage: Eukaryota; Apicomplexa; Conoidasida; Eucoccidiorida; Eimeriidae
Exons: 2
Coding region: 1-663 (220 amino acids)
Source: RefSeq, a predicted model, not a curated record
AUGGUGCUGCAGCCGCAGCGGCUCCUCGCCCCCGGGCUGCCGGCGCGGAGCCCUUUUGCGGCUACAACAGCAGCAGCAGCAGCAGCACCCGAAGCUGCAGCAGCAGCAGCAGCAGCAGGAUGCAGCAUAAGCAGCAGCAUUGCAGCAGCAGCAACUGCUGCUGCCCCCGCCUCCUCACCAUUCGCUAGGCCUUCUCUUUCUUCCUUAGAGAGCAGCAGCUCUCUCGUGCUUCACCGCAGGAGCAGCAACCCGAGCAGCAGCAGCAGCAGCAGUUGCAGCAGCAGCAGCAGCAGCAGUUGCAGCAGCAGCAGCAGCAGCAUUGCUGGGUUCGAUUCGCUGGCGAUGCGGCUUGCUGCUGCUGCAGCAGCUCCCAUCAACAGCAGCAGCAGCUCAACUGGAGAGGAGCCAGCAUCACUCCUUGCUCGGCAGAGUCAGCAGCAGCAGCAGCAGCAGCAGCAGCAGCAGGAGAAGGAGCAGUUUGCUGCUGCUGCUGAGGCUGCGCCUGCAGGCCUGCACAGCAGCCUUCAGAUGCAGCAGCAGCAACAGCAACAGCAGCAGCAGCAGCAGCAGCAGCAAUCGAGGAAGCAGCUGGGCAGCAAGGGGCCGCUGCUGCUGAGUGAGUUAGACACCCCCUUUGAGGUGGCGAGGAGAAGCAAGCACUAA